CCCUCCCUUUUGGUUGUUAGCUCUUUGUGUGAGUAGAAGGUGGUUACCAGGCCAGUGAUGUGUAGAAGUGAAAGAAUGCGCGGUACAGUGGCCAGACGGGAGACGCGACCAGCCAGGACAUGAAAUGCUGCGUUAAAACAACUUUCAUCACCGUCAAUCUGAUCUUUAUGUUAGCGGGAGCGGGGGCGAUCGGGGCGGGAACAUGGGUGAUGGUGACGUCACCAGAGCAGUUUGACUUUCUGCAGUAUCUUAACACCAACCCGGUGGUGAUUUACGGUAUAGUGAUGCUGGGGUUCCUCAUGUUUCUUGUGGGUUUGAAUGGGUGCGUUGGGGGUUGCAGGGAAAGCGCAUGCGUACUAGAUUUGUACCAAGGUAUCGUCAUCUUUCUACUCCUGGGUGAAAUUUCUCUCAUCGUCGUCAUCAUUCUUCAGAGAAACGAGUUGGAGCUGUUCACAGGUCAGUUGUGGGAUGCGUUGAAUGACGAGACGAAAUAUUUCUUCCAAAAACAAUUUGAGUGCUGCGGUUUCCAGAACGUGACAGACUAUGCGCUCCCUGUCGCAGAUUUGCACCAAAGUUGCUUCUCCAUCAACAAUACCGUCCCCGCCUCUCUAUACGCGAGAGGUUGUUUCACGGGAGUGGAGACCUGGGCCCAGGACAACAUGGAUGUGCUGAUCGGGAUAGGCGGGGGGCUGUCGGGAGCCAUCGCGCUGCAGAUCUUCCAGUCCAUGAUGGCGUGCUGCCUGCGGUACUUCAUCGGGAAGCAGCGGCGGGUGGUGGCUGUGCCCCCGCUGCCCAAGAAGAGCGAGCGCGCCAUCCAGACGGACACCAAGAAGGACGCGCAGUCGGGACCAGAGGCCAAGCUGGACAUCGACACAAAGCCACAGAUGAGAAAUAUGGUAAGAGGUAGAAAAGCCGGUCCCAUAUCUGACGAGAGGUUCCAGUGGAAUGAGUACUCCACACGGCUGGAGAAGUACCGAGACAGGCGCGACCAGUGGUGGCAGGACGAGCCGGGGGAUAGCUACAGUGUCGGCGUCAUCAACAUUGCUGCUCCGAGCCGUGAAAGCGGCGUUGGCUCUAGCGUUGGGACUGCUAACAGUGUAGAAGCUGGAGUGGGGACUGAUGAAGGUGUAGAAACAAGCGAUGGGGCUUCUAGUGGUAUAGCAUCGGGCUAGUGUUAGCCUCAACAAAGCCGCCUUGAGUAAUGAAUCGGCAUUGGCGCUGGUUUUGGGAUUGUAUCGAAGCUACCGUUGGGACUUCCAAAGGUUUGGCCAUUAGCUUUGAGAAUUCUGAGGAUGGGCCAUUUUUUUUUCAAUAGGUGUAUUAACACAAAAGGUGUAGUCUCCGAGUAGUAUGACUGCGAUUCUAGCGCCUCUGCGUUAGGAUUUUUUAACAGGAAAAGCUUGAUCAGUGAUUGAAAGUUGUGUAAUCUUGAAUAUAGGUCAGAAGUCCUCUUAAGUCAGAAGCGAGAGGGUUAGCUUUAGGACUCCCGUCCGACUAUUGAAAGUAUCAUAGUAUGGUGGUUGUAAAACAUGCAAGGUCCCUCCUGUCACAACCAGUUAUAUAGAGAUUUUGCGGAACUAGUUUUUGCGAACGUUAUACGCGAUGCUUAAUAUCAUACGAAGAUAAUCAUAACUCGUGUGGUAAACUUGUAUACAAAUUUGUCUGUCAUAUUUAGUUAAAUGGUGGUCAGAUAUUUCGUAGAAAGGUGCAACAAACGAUUGUGUAUUAUUGUAUAUAUCUGUGUACAUUUUACAAUAGUUUCUAAUAAGGGCUAUUUCACACAAUGUUGGGAAAUGAAGGUAAUUGUGAUAAGUAUACAAAUCUAACUGUUUUAGGACGUCAACAAUCUUUUUCUACAACCUCUAUUUCUAAAAUAAAAAAAGGCAUUUU
Branchiostoma floridae (Florida lancelet) is the source of this 1890-nucleotide messenger RNA. RefSeq names its product tetraspanin-9-like. Gene Ontology annotation, cellular component: membrane. Bases 120 to 1172 code for a protein of 350 amino acids. The record is from RefSeq and is a predicted model, not a curated record. Lineage: Eukaryota; Metazoa; Chordata; Leptocardii; Amphioxiformes; Branchiostomatidae. The transcript is spliced from 10 exons.